AUGAGCUAUCAGCCCCCUCAUCUACGCACUCGAGCUGCCCCUCCCCCACCGAUUGCUGCUGGCCCAUCCUCGUCAAGCGUGGAUAGUGGGAGGGGUGGUAGAGGACUGGGAGUGGGCGGGAGGUGGCUGGAAACAAACUCCAAUGGACCUGAAGCUAGCCGAGGACUAGGCGGUAUGACGACCGGUGCUGCUGGUAUGGGGAUGGGCAUCAGAGGCCGCGGGGGUUCGACGACGGCGAGACUUCUUGCUGUGCCCAGUCGAGUGUUACCAGAACGCCCAUCGGCCAUACAAGCCCCGAGAGAUGAAGGUCGCAUCCAGCCCCAGCCGUCUCGUAGAGAUUGGUCUGCGCCCACAUCUUCGGUGUCCCUCCCCGGGCGAUCUCAGCCUGCCUUUCAAUCCGCCCCGUUACCUCCAUAUGCCUCGCCACGUCGUGUACCGGGAGGUCAAGGUCUGCAAGCUCCCGCGUCCGAUAUCAAGCCCAUGCGCGUGAGGGAGAAGGAUAGUAAGGAGAAAGAGGAAGAAAGAGAGAUGGAGAUGGUGCAGAGUGUUUCCAGGAGUGGGGGCGAUGGGGCUCAGGGAGAUGCGUUGAAAGAUUGGGGGACGCAAGAUCGGUAUAGGGCGUAUAUCUCGACGCGGGUGGACGCGCAUUAUGACAAGUAUGCGACCCUGAGGGAUGAAGCUCCGAGCAAGAAGGGGAAGGAACUUGCAGGUGAAGGUGAGGGGGAGGAGAUGGAGAGUCUGGGGAGUAUUGUGUUGUUGUUCCUCUUCGAGUCUUCUGCCAAAUUCGCUCUCCUCGCGCAAAACAAGGCGCAACUCCUCUCCUCCCUCAGUGGCCUCGUCCCCGGGCUAUAUCAAGCCCACGACAACCUCCCCACCUCUUCUUCCCCUGACGAUACACUAUCAAACCAACUAAACGCCCUCAGCUUGACCCCCAGAGACGGCAGAACAGAGUUUACCGUCAUCCUCCUCAUAUUCCACCUCGUCACUCGGGGGCAUGUUGCGUUCAACGAGCUCCAUGCCGAGCUUACCCGUGCUCCUCGCUCGGAGGGAGAUGGAGGGGAGAGGAAGGGGUUUGUGGGGGAGGAAGAGUUGGGGUAUGUUAGGUUGGCAGCGAGGGUGAUGGCGGAAGAGACUUUUGAUUCAGUCACAUUCUUCCGCCUCCUCUCACCUCUCGCAUCAACAACUUCGACCCCUCCCAUCCCCUCCUCUGUGGCCCCGGAGGGGGGCAGGCUGCCCGAGAGUACGAGCUACCAACGUAUCCUCCUCUCCCGCGCUUCUCCGGCUAUCCGCGAUAGGGCUUGGGAGAGGUUGAAGAAGGCGUAUAUGAGUGUAGGCGUGGACUGGGCUGGGAAAGUUUUAGGGCUGGAGCUGGGUGGGGAGGUUGAAAAGUGGGUUGAGGAGAAGGGAGGGAGGGUUGAAGCUGGGAAGGUUGUGCUGAGAUGA
Cryptococcus wingfieldii CBS 7118 is the source of this 1443-nucleotide messenger RNA. RefSeq lists its product as hypothetical. The record is from RefSeq and is a predicted model, not a curated record. Lineage: Eukaryota; Fungi; Basidiomycota; Tremellomycetes; Tremellales; Cryptococcaceae. The transcript is spliced from 3 exons. The coding region runs from base 1 to 1443 and encodes 480 amino acids.